Symbiodinium natans is the source of this 2007-nucleotide messenger RNA. The record is from the annotation of a GenBank genome assembly. NCBI's taxonomy places the organism in Eukaryota, Dinophyceae, Suessiales, Symbiodiniaceae.
AUGGCGCGGCCAUCCUGUAAGCCGAGCCUUAACCUGGAUUUGUGGAAGAACCGGCCAAGGAGUCCGCCGGCCCCAAAACCAGCUGCUGCGCGCAGUCGAUCGCCCCGGCGGCACUUGGAAGACAAGAGCAAGGAUGGCUCUUGGACAUCUUGGACACAGUGGGCGAAGGAGGAUGACUGGCCUGAGGAGCAAAAGGAAGAAAAUGAAAAGCAGCACUGGGCAGUGGCAGAGUAUGCAGAGCCUGCAGGGUCCAGGUGUAAUCAGUCAGGCGAGUGGUCAAAGCAGUCCUGGAGUUGGUCCGAGUGGUCCGAGUGGUCCGAGUGGUCCAAGAAUGACAGAAAUGACAGAAACGACAGACAUGACAGACAUGACAGAAAUGAUAGAAACGAUAGAAAUGAAAGAGGCUGGGCACGCGCAAGGCCUCAGAAGGAGCAAAAGGAGCUCAAGGAGCUCUACGCGCAAGCGUACAUCUCCGACAUCCCCGUGGAGUUUGAUGCGCAGCACUUGAACAAGAUGCAUUCAGAAUGUGGCAUUCUAGAGGGAGACUUCCCAGUCUCUGUGAAGUUUCUGCCUUCCAAGGACUCCACCGGAGAAACCUGCUCAUGUAUUGCACGGUACCGCAACAAAGACACCAUGGAGUUGGUGAUCAUGAGGAUGAAUGGCAAGAUUUUAACGACCCGAAGUGGAAAGGUGAAGCGCGCAGGCGUCAGCGCCGCGAAGCCUGCGAGAUGGAUGGUGCAAGCGGGGUUGGCAAAACAGGGAACAGACAGCUGGACCCCGCGAAAAGUGUCGGUUCAGAAUGUCCCGAAGCACUACACAGUGGAAGACGUCCUCAAGCUGCACAAGUCACAAGGCAUCGAUGUGCAGGAGCUGCCAACAGUCUACUUCCACAACCCAAAGAAGGAAGGAAGCGAAACUUGCAGUGUGACCUGCAAGUACGAUGACAUCACUCAUGCCCAGAACGCCAUGCAAAAGAUUGGCGGCCUGCCGGUGACAACUGCCAGCGGCCAGGAACUGCGCCUGGUGCCCGUCCUGGUGGAUCAGAAUGGGUUGGAGGACAAACCCGAGAGCUUCAGGUUUGACGAAGGGGUGGACCUAGAGGGUGUCAUCCAUCACUGGAAUGAGGUGCAGGGCUACGGAUUCAUUCGGCCGGUCCAACCUGGACCCGACCUCUUCGUCCAUCGCAGUGAGAUUCCCCUUCCGGAGGGGCAGCUGCCGCCCCUUUGGUCCAAAGUGCGGUUCCAGGUGAGUUGGGUUCCUGACCGGGGGAAGCAAGAAGCUUGCCGCAUAAGAUUCGUGGAUCCUGAACCGAUGACGUUGGCGUUGAAAGCCGGGGGAGCCGGGGGAGUCGGGGGAGCAUCGGAGCGGCCUCAUUGCUACGAGCAUUACGAGCGGCAUCCAGGCUUGGACUACUUCUGCCAAACCUGGGGUCUGGACUCUGCAACCAGUGCCUGGCUGGAACGCUUGCACCCAGAUGUCCAGCAGGAGCUUAUCAACGAGUAUGACGACUCGACCCGGAUGGACUUUCCAAAUUAUGAGGACUAUAUUGAGAUGGUACCAUCAACGGAGGUUCUCUUAGCGAAUGUGCCGCGUACAUCGGAGUCAGCUCUAACCACGCUUCUGCAGCGCUUCGGGCGGGUUUGCCAAACCCGCUUCCUGCCCUCGGGGAGGGCCGUGGUGACCAUGACCAGCAUUGAGGAGGCGACAAUGGCAGUAGAAGACUUGACCUUCAGAAUACCUGAAGGAUGGAGAAAUCUGUUGGCUUGUUUUCAUCACGAGAGCCCGCCGGUGCCUCCCAGCAAGAUACCAGAGGGUAAGAUGCUCUUCGGUGUUGUCAAGUCGUGGAACCACCUGAUGCAAACUGGCGUGGUUGCGUUGUUUGGUAUAGGCCCCGACCUGGACGUGCACAGCUCAGCACUGUUGGAUAGUUACGAUUUGAUACCCGCUUCUGCGGCGCUUUUCCGCGUUGCAAAGGGACCGGCAAGAAUCUUCGUCAUAGUUGGGUAA